GGGCGGUGGUGCGACCCGGAGGCCGGGGCGGGCGCGGCGUUUCCUAGCAGCGGCCGCCGCCAUGGCGCCGCGGCGCGGCGGGCCGGUGGGCUACGCGUUGUUGUGCGGGCAGGCCGCGCUGCUGCUCGGCAACCUGCUACUGCUGCACGGCGCCUCCCGCGGCCUCCCUCACAACGGCACCGAGCCCGAGGAGCCCGGGUCGGGGUCGCCCGCCGCCGCCUGGGCCUACACCGACCCGCGGGCGCCGCUCGUCCUCUGCACCUACCUCCCCGAGGAGUUCGUGGAGUGCGAGGAGCCGGUAGACCACGGCGGGAACGCCACGGCGCAGCAGGAGUUGGGCCACGGCUGCGUGAAGUUCGGCGGACAGGCCUACGGCGAGGUGGACCGUACCCGGGUGCAGUGCCGAGCGCUGGACGGCAUCGAGUGCGCCGAGCCGCGGAGCUUCCUGCGGGGCAGCCGGCCCUGCGUCAAGUACACUGGACAUUAUUUUAUAACCACUCUGCUCUACUCGUUUUUCCUGGGUUGCUUCGGAGUGGAUCGAUUCUGCCUGGGCCAUACCGGGACCGCCGUGGGGAAACUGCUGACGCUGGGAGGACUGGGGAUCUGGUGGUUCGUGGAUCUGAUCCUCCUCAUCACCGGCGGGCUGAUGCCCAGCGACGGCAGCAACUGGUGCACGGUGUACUGAGAGGAGCACAGCUGACCCCAGAAGAGGCUGACGGGUCUCUGCAGGACUGGAGACGGACUCCGCUUGUUCCGUGGCACCAGAACAGACUUCCGCCUUGUACAAACACGGAUUUACAAUGCUGUAACUUUGUGCGCUGAACAAUUAUUCCUGUUAAUUCCUCUGUACAAACCCUGGAUACAAAAUUGUUCAGUAUCUAUUCUGCUUGUUUCAAAUAAUCUGGAUUUCCCCCCCCCUUCAGGCAGUGACAAUUUAAGAAAUCAGAUCUUGCCAACACAGAUGGUCAAACAAAUCUUAAUAAAGUGUGGAAGGAGCUGA
This is a messenger RNA of Grus americana (Whooping crane), 1000 nucleotides long. It is a transcript of the gene TM2D2, whose product is annotated as TM2 domain containing 2. The coding region runs from base 62 to 685 and encodes 207 amino acids. Lineage: Eukaryota; Metazoa; Chordata; Aves; Gruiformes; Gruidae. The transcript has 4 exons. The record is from RefSeq and is a predicted model, not a curated record.